This is a messenger RNA of Caenorhabditis auriculariae, 9308 nucleotides long. NCBI's taxonomy places the organism in Eukaryota, Metazoa, Nematoda, Chromadorea, Rhabditida, Rhabditidae. The record is from the annotation of a GenBank genome assembly.
AUGCGUUGGGUGGCUCUGCUCAAGAACUUUCUGGCCAGACCUCGUUUGGCCGCCCAACGCGCCCCUGUACUCGCCCACCCUACUACUGUAAACCGCGUUUUUCAACUUCUACUUCAAAUAAAAAGGUUCAGGACUCGCUAUGCACGACGCGGCACGUCUCACCGACGUCUUCAUACCGUAACACGUUGAGAUCUUCCUCUCGAUGCACCCUCAGAUCUUCGGCUUCUGGCGGAUCCGUGGAUUCUAGUGUUCUUCUGCUUCCGACGACGAGCCGUGGAAGGGAUCGGAGGAAGAAGGAAAAUAUCAAUGCUGGUUGGUUUUAGAUCAGUUUAAAAGGGCAGGGAAACGCUUCAAAAAUUCUUGGAACAGAAAAAAAAAGCACUGACUUUUUUCAUUCAUAUCUGGUUAGUUUCAGCCGAAAAAUGGAAUUUUGAUAGAACUUGAAUAAGUGUUAUUCAGUCCCUUCUGAUUCCAGAAAAAAAAGAAAAAUCCCUCAAUGUAUCCCUCAUAGUCGAGUCAAGCCGCUUCAAAAGGUUCAAAUAACGCGACUUCUUCAAAUUUUGUGUGUAGUUUGACGCUUCAUAAUUCGAUUAUAAGGCAGAUUUUAAGGCUUUUUUUUCGUGCUGUGGAACCAGAAGAAAAAGAAAUAAUCAGCCUAAGGUCAAAAAAUUCAAAGAAAAUCGCAUUUUUAAGCAAAACCACGGGAACAAAAUGGAAAAAAAAUCACUAAAAGUACAGUAAAACGUUCUAAUUUAUCCUGAAAAACUGCUCUGUUUAAAUUGAAAACUGUAAUUUUUAUACAAAAAAAUGAAUCGAUUCUACAAAAAUACCUAUUCUUUCAGAACUUUACGGAAAAACCUUCUAGGAUUACCUUUGAACCAUUAAGUAGUUGUUCAACUUUUAAAAAAAGAUAAAAAUUGAAUAUCACUCACGUUGAACUUCUCAGAAAACGUUUUCAUCAUUUCAAAGUUCUUAUUCAGAAACUUGAUAACGUUAAAGUCAGUAAGCAAUGUUGGAAGAAACGCCUUGGAAGGGAAAAAAAAACGAAAUGAAAUUUUAAAAACUUUUUUCGAAUUCAAAGGAAAAAAGGCCCUGGAAUCUCCUUCCAAAGAACGAAAAGCUGAGGAGACACAGAAAAUGAGUAAAAUGAGUCAUGAGACGGAAAUUUCUGAACGAAAAAAACUUCAAAGUAACUCCAUAAUUGCUUUCGGGGGCUUUUCCAGACAUGAGGACCGUUUUUCGAACUCUUUAUUACCUAUUUUGGAAACGGGAAAACUUGGGAUAGAAAAAACUAAACUCUUGUCAAAAUUUAGCCCUUUUAUUGUAGCCGAUAACCUUUAUAGGGAAAAAAGUUUGUGCGUAAUAAAUCGGGCCUAAUCUGCGACAGAUCACAGGUGAGAAUAGUCGUAAACGGGAAACCUUAUUUUACGAGUUCUGGAAAGGUUGUUUUGCGUAUGUCACAUUAUUGCCAUUUUUAUAGGUGUCUGAUAUUAACAAGUUCCUGGUGUUGAAAAGUGCAACGUGUAGGGCAGAAAACACGGCGAAAACGCGAGAUUUUCGACACUUUUUGAAUCCUUUCCAAGCUUUCUGUGAUUUCAAAUCGUGAAAAAAAAGAAAUGGGAAAAUUGUUAGUGGCCACUAUAGGGCUUUGACGUUUUAGUGGAUACUAUAGUAGUCGAAUUAGUGGCCACUUAAGGGGUUAAAAAUUUGUGGCCACUAUAGAGGUCUAAGCGCUACUAAUAGACUACUAGAAAUUUUAGUGGCCACUUUAGGGGUCAAUGGAUUAACAUAACUGGUCCUAUCUGUUUGUUUUAUAAUUAUCAGAGUUACUGGAAAGAAUACUGGAUGAAAAACUACUAAAGUGGCCACUAAAUAGAGAACUUCUAUAGUGGCCACUAAACGGAAAAUAGUGGCCACUAUAGAGGUGGGUUUAGUGGCUACUUUAGUUUCCUCCCCAAGUAGUCCUUGGCGAGCCUCUAAAUUUUUCCAGUAUAGGGGACCCUCUGUAGGUUUUCCUAACCCCUAUAGGGAACAUUCUAGCAUUCCUAAUAAAAUUGAACUGUCUGAAUAUUGGCUUUGGAGGAGUUUUUUAGUGAAAUUUUUGGAAGUCAAAAAAACAUUUCGCGGUCUUUCUCUAGGAAAGGUUAGAAAAAGGACAACUUUUUGAACCCUAAUAGAAAGUUUUGCUCUUUUUUUCAAAAUCCUCGAAAGGUCCUUUUUCAUAAGUUUUAAAAGAGCACCUGCCCUUUUUUCUUGUUCUUUUUUCCCGACAAAGAAGUUAAUUUACUAGGAAAUUCACAAAUUUCUGAAAAUUGGCCUGAACAUUUUUUGAAUUAACAGAUAAAGUUCAAAGGCAUUUCAACCUGCAAAAGUUAUGAAAGUUUUACUCAGGAUCUCAACCUGGUACAUGAAUUCAUAUCCUGGCUGAAUUUCACAAAAUUCCAGAGUUUUUAUUGAUUCUCUUUCAAGCAGGAAAGUGGAAUGGAAAGCUAGGAAAAAAAAAAUAAAAUAGUUGAUUUUAAUGAGAAUGAGAAUAUUCCUAUUUCUGGAGAAUUCGGUUGAAAUCGAUUAUUUUAACAAUUUAAUAAAAAAAGAUUAUUAUAUCAUUGAACCUUGAAAUCAAAGCGAAAUUCUCACGCAAAGCCGGAAUGGUGGAUAAUAGCCGCUAAAGAGAAGAGGCUCAAAAAAGGCCGCAGAAAGACAGCAAAAGGGCAGCAAAAAGGCGGCAGAAAAGCUGGAAAAAAGGCUGCAAAUAGGCAGUGAAAAGGCUGCAAAUAAGGAGUAAAGAGGCAUCAAAAAGAGUCCCUCUAUCAAGCCUUCCUUUUCUCUGAGAUUUUAAAGACCCGAAAAAUGGUGAAAAAAAGGAGAGGUAGCAGAAAAGGUGCAUAACGGCUGAGAAAAUGGCGCAAAAAGGCAGCGAAAAAGGAGCCUUUUUUACUCUAAAAGGAACAUUUCAAUGGAGCCUUUCUCCACUUUUUCCGACUUUGCCCAUGUUUCAAAAUUCGAGCUGAAUAAGGCCCUGGGACCCGUUCAGGGCUGGCAGGCUCUGCCAAAAAUAAUAAAAACUGUACUAAAAACCAAGUUCCCCUCAAUUUUUCAGCCAGAUCCGAUCGUUCCAGCCCUCGCUUCUGCAUGUCGCCCUUGUACGUGAUCAGCCCCACCGAUGUAGAUCUUGGAAUACAUUUUUAUUGAUUUAUGAUGAAAUUCUGCAGAGAUCCGUCAAGAUGAACGCUCUCUGUGUGGACACCAACAUUAAUCAGGCCAACUUUUUGAUGUUGAAAAAAACGCAGAGCGGAGUUUGGAACUGCACCUUUCCAGAUGAUACUGUUGUGGUCGGUUUUCAUAUAUAGCCCAUGUACCACGACCUGGAAUUUCACCAAACGACAUUCCGCUAUGCCGCUGCGCGCCUUUGUGAAACUCGGUCGCUCUUUUAAUUUUUUUUUUUUUAAUAAGGUUCUAAUACUUUCAAGCGUUCCCACAGCAAUGACAAUUAAUUUAAUCCGGGACCUAGGUUUGAAAGACGCAGCGGAACAGCGGUAUGUCGUUCGGUGAAAUUCCAAGUCGUGGCACACGAACUAUAGCCUUUCAUAUAUUUUGCUCAGGAAUUCCAGAGUGGUCCCUAUAGGGACAGCCUCAAAGGCGCUUGAAAACCCCCUCUAGAAGCGCCUACUUCCCAUAACCCCUAUAGGGACAAUUGUGGCGUCUCUGAGUAAGACAAAAAAUGAAUAAAAUGCUUUCGUGGUGAAAUAACUUUACGAAACCUUCUCAUGCGCCUUCAAAAUUUACCUCACUUCUUCGUCUCACGUCCCGCCGUGAAAAAGUGUCUUCAUUUGCAUUUCUGGCCUGUCUUCCCCUUCAUGUGCUAUUUCCGCGAAUUGGUGAGAGAUAAGAGGGCACAGACAGAUCAGAAGAUUUCUGAAUGAAGUUUUUUUUCACAAUUUUCUCCCUUCAGAUCUACACUGACGCCUCAUACAUGCCCCGGACGAAUGCUUCUGGAAUCGGAAUUUAUCAUGGCCCGGGACACGAACUCAACAGGUUCUGUUCGCAUUUGGAAUGUCUUGAAACUUUGACGUCACGUGGAAUAUCCUUCAAUGCUUUCCGAUGCUUUAACGCGCUAGUUUUUUUGGGUCGGUCGCGGGAAAAAUCUUUUUUUGUAGAGCCUCAGCGACUCUGGGUUUCCAAGUUGUAGGUUAUGGAGUAUACAUAACAGAAGCGUUUUUUGCUGAUUUAAAAAAAAAGUUUUUUAUUCAAGACUUUUGACCUAAAAUGAGUCAUUUUCCAAAGAAAUAUAUGUUUUGCUUUUUUUAAAAGAUAUUUUUCGAAAUAAGGAAAUUAAGACGGAAGGAUUAUCCACGCCUUCCAAAUUAAGGGAAAUCGUCGUAAAAUGAGGAUUUUGCACGAAAUUGAAUUGAAAUUUUAACGUCAUCUGGCUCUCAUAAUGACAAAAAUUGAUAAGAAGGGGUUUUCCUUUGAAGUUUUCAAAAUCUUGCGAGCUGUUGAAUAUUAAUGCAGGAUUUAUAUGAACUUUCAAUAAAACAUUGAUUUCUCCUGACGAAAUAUAAAUAAAAAUCCUUAUUUGAAGGUCCCACCGAGUCCGAGGAACCAUUCAGAACAAUAAUUAUGCGGAAAUGCUUGCCGUGAUCGUGGCUUUGAGAGAUUUGCUCGCCUGGGAUGGAUACAGGUAUCAAACAGAAAAUUCGAAAAAUGAUCCCUUUAAAAAAGUUUUAUUCAAUAAAGCUUCCCCUGUGAGUAUAUUCUGUUGAAAAUAUAGUCAAUGUUUCCCGACUUGAAAGGCGAGGGAGGCGUGGCAAGGGGCGGGGCGCGUAGCGUGUGCGUACGCGGUUCUUGGCACGUGUUCAAUUCAAGCGCUAGCGAGCAUUCAGAGAGCUUUUUUUAUCGCUCUUUUCACUUCUUUUUUAAUUAUUUAUUGAUUAUGUUCAUGUGUGCUUCAAAAAAUAGAAGAAAAUAAAAAAAAGAGCGGUUGCCGAGCUUUUUAAAUAGUCGGCGGCGAUUGAAUUGAACUGGCGCCAAGAACCGCGUACGCACACGCUACGCGUCCCGCCCCUGCCCCCGCCUCCCUCGCCUUUCAAGUCGGGAAACAUUGACUAUCGAUCAAACUUGCCUUUUUUUCAAAUUUCAGGGUUUUUUUCUAAUUUUUAAAUAAGAUCAACUUCUUUAAAACGAAUCGCUGGUUUACAAAUAUAAAUAUUUAUCUUCCAGCGGUCAGAAAGUCAUAAUUCGAACGGACAAUCUGGCUGUGGUGACCGCUGUGACGAAAUCCGGUGGAGCGUGAGUUUCUUAAUAUAUAUUUUUUUCAAAUUAUUGAGAUUAUUCUUGAAUUGAUCUCUAUGGUUUCUUGAAGAACUUUAAUAUUUUUAGAAAAAUUAAAAUUGAACUGAUAGCCGAAAUUUUAUUUUUUUCCUAUGCAAAUAUUUUUUUAAAUGGAAUUGAAACGGCUCAAAACGACGUGGUUGCGUGGAUUUUUCCAUGAUUACCGAUACCAACGGCGAAAGUCGUUUCAGGUCGGGCGCGCAUCGAAGCGACGCUCAAUCGUGUUUCGAAGUUAACUUUCGGAAAUUUUCACCUUUCCCUGCAAGAAAAUCUCAAAUUUUGGAAAAAAAAAGGAAGAAAAUAAAGUCCGUCUGCCGCGACUUGACAGUUUUCGCGUGUCUCCGUCUCUCUGUUCCCUUACCGACGUCGUCAGAAAAACAUGGAAAUAGCACGUAAACAUGAGAGAGACGUCGAAUGACAAGGAGGGCGCAGAGAAGUCGCAAAAACGAACUAUAAACUAAUGAAUAUUCAAAAAAAUUGACAAUUCCAAAUUUCUGUAUUUUGAAGGUACCCGGAGCUGACGGAAAAGCUACUGGCUCUAGCGGAACAAUUCCCAAAAGGCGUCAGCUUCCAACACGUCUACGCGCAUGAAGGAGAUCCUGGCAACGAAAUGGUCUCUGAAUUCUGAAUUUUCGAAUCAAGAAGCUUCAUAUGUUUUCAGGCCGAUACUCUAGCCGGAAUCGCCACUUCCCGAAGGAGCAAGUCUGCAGAGCCGCGGGCACGGUCCAGACCUCGCAGCCUGAGUCGCGGUGAGAUCAACCUUGAUCUUUCAUAUUUUUUAAUUUUCUGAGUUUCACUUGAAACAGGCAUGAACCAGUAAAAGCACAGCAAGAAAAAGUUACAGUAUAGUCUGUGUACCACGCCUUGGAAUUUCACCGAACGACAUUCCGCUGUUCUGCUGCGUGACCGGCCGCGCCUUUAAUUUCUCAUUUUAUUUAAGAACUCGACCAACACGUGUUCCUAGUGGAACAGUCCAUCUAUCAGAAAUGAGAACCAAUUCAAAGCGCGACCAAGGUUCGCAAAGGCGCGCAGCGAAACAGCGGAAUGUCGUUUCGUGAAAUUCCAAGUCGUGAUACACAGUCUAUAACUAGCCCGAUAAAUUAUCUGUUUUUCGAAUUCAAUGGCCUUUUUAGACAGUUUUUCAACAUCGAAAGAAGUUUCUCAUCCAUCUUUCAUUAAAAGAUUAUCCAAAAGUUGAAUCGUCUUACUUUAUACGAUAGCCUAUGAAAAAGUGAACUUCAGAAAGAAACCGAAGUCGGUCAAGAUCGAAUGAGCCGGAGUUCGUCCGGAGCCACAGCGCCCACGUCCGUCGGUCCUCUGACAGACCCCUGAGAAGUCCCAGUCCGCCUUCCAAAAGGCCAAGAAGGAAAUGAACUUUUUCAAUCUGAAUUCGUUUUUUGUGGUUUGAGGAGCAAUUAAGACCAGAUUUUCCGUGAAAAAAACUGAAAAUCACUAGAUUUUUUUUUUGGAAUAGCAGUGAACGCAGUCGGUUCUGAUUUUGAACCACAAUUCUUUUGCCGCAUUGCACGGGAUGGCUCGAAAAUGUUGACGCUAAUGCGGCCGCCGAGCUUCGCCUCUUCCCGCCGUAGAGAGCAAUCAUAUUCUGAAAACAUGAAAUGGUGAUGAUAAUCGGCCGAUUGUUGUAGCUGUGCGAGAACGCCGAGGUGCAUGCACACGACACACUACACUUUACGGGAAAAGUAUGGGCGGAGCGGCAUAGCUCAGCUGCUAAAACACAUUUCUAACGUCCGCGAGGUCGUAGGUUCGAGUUCCCCCGAGGUCGACCAAGCCUUUCAUCCCUCCGGGGUAGAUAAAAUUGGGAGCUGCAUGCAGCGAAAAGGCUCAAUCUCUGCCAUCGGCCUUUGGAAAGCCGGCACCGUACUUCUUCCUACGACCUCUCUUGUACCUGAUGAUCAACAAGCGAAAUUCACAACUUCUCUGCUUAAGCCACAGCUCCUGCCGCCGUUUAAACACAGCCAAAUCAAUGAAAGUCGAUUGCACAUGAAUUAUUACAUUGAAGAUGCAAUAAACAGUUUAAACAGAAAAAACGCCGUGAAUGACGUCAUUGGGCUUGAAAUUCGAAAUACGAAAUAGACUUUUUAUAAAAUAUAUGAAAGAAUCAAAAAAAAAUGAUUGAAGAUUGCAAUCUCAGGCCAAUUAUUAUUUUUCAAUGACCCCGAAGACUUUUUCAACGUUGUAGAUGGCGCUUGAAGAUACUCCUGUCCUUAGUUUUCUCUUCAAACCGUCGAUCUUCUGAUUUUCGACGAUUUCCCUACUAAUCCAUAUUUUCUAUAGCCUCAAAUAUUUAUUCAAAUAAUCCUGCUUCGUCCCGUUUUAAAGCUGCAGCAACCCUGAAUGCUACCCAAAAAGACCAUUUUUGCUCUUUUGUUUUUCAUUUUGUUGGCGACACUUGGUUUCUUAAAUCAUGAAUACAAGGAUGUGGAAUUUCCCAUUCCCGAAAACGGCUUCCUUCCAGAAAAAAUAAUCCGUAAAAUGCGCUUCAAAAAUGGUUUGUUUUUUUGAAGUUCACUCUACAAAAAAAUUGCUUUUUUCAGUUUCCGACGUUCUGCCGCCUUUCUUGCCCUUGGUUGGACAUUACAAGGUAUUUUGUUCGAAAGCUAGAGAAAAGCCGCUUGAAAUUUGAAAAAUUGAAUUGAAAGGCAUCUUAUUUCGGUACAACUCGAAAAAUUCCGAUUUCUCGGCGCUCUUUUUGUUCUUUUUUCCUUUCACCAUUGCACUAAGGAACGCUAGAGUGGCCCCUAUAGGGGUCUAUGAGGAACAAAAAAGUGGUCCUUAUAGAUGUAAUGUUUAGAUGGUUUUUAGAUAUUUAAGAGUCUGAACCCCUCAAAUCUCAUAUUUUUCCCCUCCUUCAGAUUUUCUCUUUCCAGACCGCUCCCCGAUAUAAUCUGAUGGCUUGCGGGGUCAUGAAAAGCAUGUCGACGAUAAUUCUCAACACAAUGUGCUUAUUGUACAAUCCGCCGGUUUUCUUAAGAACCAAACUAAAAAUCAAUGACUCUUGGACCAAAAACAGGUUGGAGCUUUCAAAAGCGUCUUUGAACAAAACUUACACGAUAAAAAAGCUUCUAUAUAGUCUGGGUGCCAGGACUUGAAAUUUCACUGAACGACAGUCAAAGUUCAUGUGUUCCCAAAGGAACAGUCAAAAAGUGCUACCAACGCUUCGCGACCGCACGCAGCGGAACAGCGGAAUGUCGUUCGGUGAAAUUUGAAGUGUGACACAGAUUAUAAACCCCCUUUUUGCUUUUUGUCUUGAUAACUUAUUUUUUGGCCCUGCAAAAGUCUCAAUGAAUACGACAACUUCCGUGCGGCUCAUAAGGCAAUGAAGGGCAAGAACUACAAACAAGUUGUCUUUGUUCGAGAUCCAAUCGACCGAUUUGUCUCGUUUUUCGUCGACAAGUGUAUUCAGUAAGUAUCUUUAGAUACGAAAAAGGAAAUUUUUGUGAAUUUCAGCAAACGAAACCACUGUUUCGGGUGCAAAGGAAGCGUUCGAUGUGUAGCGAAAGAAUUAUUUCUGAAACUAAAAGGCUACGCCGAAGGUCAUCGGCAAGGUGUCACCUACGAAGAAUAUCACGCGGCUCCCAUUUCUUGGUUUUUUCUUUUUUUUUUAAUGUUUAAAUGUUGAAAAACUUCAUUCCUUUUUGAAGGAGCAUCGGCGAUUUAAAAGAAUUUUUCCUGUAAAAUUUCUCGGUUUUUGUAUCUUUAUAAUUCUUUCGCAAUGCCUUGCUCAUAUUUUUGAAAGAAAGAGUUACUUCAAAUAAAUCUUAAAACGGCUAGUAAUUAUGAAUAUCUCCUAAAGUGGAAAUUGCAGGUACUGUGACCUCGGCCGCAACCUCCUGAACUACAAAGUGAUCUACUUUCCGAAAAAUCGAUCCGAUCAUUUGAAACCGGUCCAGGAGUUCAUCGAUUUUUCUGUCGGAUCAACAAGUGGAACCGGAAAUUUUGGAGAAGAUCCAGUAUGA